Carica papaya (papaya) is the source of this 1545-nucleotide messenger RNA. The record is from RefSeq and is a predicted model, not a curated record. NCBI's taxonomy places the organism in Eukaryota, Viridiplantae, Streptophyta, Magnoliopsida, Brassicales, Caricaceae.
CGCGAAAAAAACGGAGGAAGAGAGGUUCAGAUUCGUAAUUAGAAACCUUUCUGUUUCUCAGAAUAUUGAUUGCUGAAUGAAUUUCUUGAAUGUGAAAGGAAAUGUAUUCAAUUUGUUGUGGUUGUCGAGUAUUGGUGCCUGAAUGGAGGCACAGAAAUACUAGGGUUUUCUUGCUUUUUCUGCAUUCGAAGAGAAAGAUGAGCUUUGUUCCUCGGAAAAUUUCCUCUUCGAAGAAUGAAGACUCGGUUUCAUUGCCUAAACAAAGCCAGCUGGGUUAUGAUCCUUCAGAGGAGUUGUUUGGGAUAGAUUUAAAGCUGAGAAAUACUACUCAUGGGACACCCAAACCAAGGUCUUGGUUUGGUCCAAAUGCAUAUAUCAGAGAGCUUCCUUGCCCAAGUUGCAGGGGUAGAGGGUUAUUUACAAAAAAGUUAUUAUGGUCUAAGGGCCAUUCUCUUCAUUCUCCAUUCAGGGUGAAGGAGGAUGAUGAAGUGGACAAUUUAGAAAUAAAGCUGGAUGUGAAGAAAAAAACAAAGCGUGUAUACCAAUCACCAUCUCCUGAAGUUGGACAAAAGAUUAGCCGAUCACUAAAAAGUCUGAAUGCCAAAACAGGGCUUUUUAGUAAAAGAAUGAAGAUUAUCCAUCGCAACCCCACUCUUCAUGCACAACGAGUGGCUGCAAUUAAGAAAGCAAAAGGAACUGCUGCGGCUAGGAAGCGUGCCUCUGAAGCUUUAAUAGCUUUCUUCAGUGAUCCAGAAAACCGCCGCAAGCGGAGCAUAGCCAUGAAAGGUCCGUUUAAUUCUCUCUCUCUUUUUUUUUUUUUCUGCGUAAUGGAGAAGAAGCUCUUAUCAAUUAGAAGUUUAAUGCUGACAAUAAGGUUGGGCUCUGUUUAGUACAUGGAUUUUUUUUAGCUUUUAUUUCCUAAGUUUAGAUGUUUUGUAUAUAAAAACAUGUAUGGUAGUACAUGGAUUGUGAAGGGGUGGGCCGGAUUCGGGUGGGGCUGGGGCUGGCUACAGGCCCCAUGGGCGUGGGUUGUGGAAGAAUAUUAUGAAACAGUGGCCAAGUUUUCUUUCCUGCAUCAAAUGGCAAUUGGGUAAAGGGGACAAAAUCAGAUUUUGGCAAGAUAGGUGGGCUGGUGAGGAUAGAUUACAGAAUUUGUUUCCCAGAAUUUUUUAAAUUGCAUAUCCGAAAGGGUUGGCGGUGGCUGAUGCAUAUAGGCUUUGUAAUGGCUGCGUUGAUUGGACCAUUAGAGUCAAUAGACAUUUAAAUGACUGGGAAAUCAAGGAGUACGAAGAACUUUUGAUAAUAUUGGAGAAACAAUGCAUACAAGAGGUACCUGAUAAGAUUCUGUGGAGUCUUGAGAAAGGGAGUAAGUUUUCUCUUCAAUUAUACUAUAGCUUUUUGGUUGGGGGGAGGAGGAAGGAAGUCUGGAACUCCCUAUCAAGCAAAUCUGGAAAACUAAAUUGCCCUCUAGAAUGGCUUUUUUUGCAUGGGAGGCGUGUAGGGAAAAAAUACUCAUUUUCGACAACUUAAGGGCGAGGGGACAGG